Messenger RNA from Pestalotiopsis fici W106-1, 822 nucleotides. RefSeq lists its product as uncharacterized. The record is from RefSeq and is a predicted model, not a curated record. NCBI's taxonomy places the organism in Eukaryota, Fungi, Ascomycota, Sordariomycetes, Amphisphaeriales, Sporocadaceae. The transcript is spliced from 2 exons. The coding region runs from base 1 to 822 and encodes 273 amino acids.
AUGUUGCCUCAAAGUCUAUUAGUUGCUAUUUCAGCCUUGGCAAUCACGUCUGCCGGUCCUGUGAGGAAAAGAUGCGAUGCUUCUUCCGAGAUUGCUUCUACCACGUCCGUGGCAGCAGCUACAUCGACGGCCACAGCGGAUGAUGAAACUACUUCGCCAGCAUCUCCAACGUUACCCGUCACUGGUGGCACAAGUGAACUUCCCGCCGCCAAUGGCACCCUCAUAGCCGUGGCCGUAGGGCAUGGUAUACAAAACUAUACCUGCUCGGCCGCCGGAGUGACCGCCACGUCCAUUGGCGCCCUGGCCGUGCUGUACGACAUUACGGACAUAUACUCGUCCCUGUCGGCCGACGAGCAGACGCAGCUGCCCGUCAACGUGCUGCGCACCACGGACCUGCCGCUCAACCUGGCUGAGACCACGGACCCGUCCAACCCCUACGCCGCCGACACGGCGGACCCCUUUCCCGCCGACGACGCCGACCUGACGGUCGAGGGUGUCGACGGGCCCUUGUCCGUGCUGGGCCGCCACUACUUUGACGCGGCCCUGACGCCCACGUUUGACUUGUAUAAUGCCGACGGCGGAGACGGCCUCCUCUUCAAGGGCGGCAAGCUCAGUGGCGUCAAGGCCCCAGCCUCGGCGGAUCCGGGCCUGCUCAAUACCGGGGCCGUCGACUGGCUCCAGCUCGGCGACAAGGGCGCCUCCAUUGGCUUGACCGAGGUCUACCGUGUCGUCACCGCCGGAGGUGGCCCGCUUACUUGUGACGAGGCGGGUCAGGUGUUUAGUGUGCCAUAUGCCUCUCAGUACUGGUUCUAUGACAGCUGA